This is a messenger RNA of Octopus bimaculoides (California two-spot octopus), 769 nucleotides long. RefSeq names its product ATP synthase-coupling factor 6, mitochondrial. Gene Ontology annotation, cellular component: proton-transporting ATP synthase complex. Gene Ontology annotation, biological process: proton motive force-driven ATP synthesis. Gene Ontology annotation, molecular function: proton transmembrane transporter activity. NCBI's taxonomy places the organism in Eukaryota, Metazoa, Mollusca, Cephalopoda, Octopoda, Octopodidae. The record is from RefSeq and is a predicted model, not a curated record.
UUUGUUGGCGGAACUAGACGGAAUCACACGGAGCUUGGCGAACAUUACCGAGAUUCUUCAACACAAUCACCUUGUCUACUGUGUGUGUCCUUCCACCAACAUCAGUUCUAUACACACACACACACUUAUAUAUAUUUAUAUACAUACGCUGCCAAGAUGUUUCCCAGAAUCCUCAGUGGUGUCAACAGUGUCUCUCGAGUGAUCAGCAAUGCUGCACAGCGUAACAUUGGGCUUUCUGCUCCAGCUAUGCAGACUGCAGCAGCACUUGACCCCAUCCAACAGUUAUUUGUCACCAAAGUCAGGGAAUAUGCCAACAAAAGCAAAGCUGCCAGUGGCCAGAUGGUUGACGUGACACCUGAAGUAAAGAAAACUUUGGAUGAGGAACUUAACAAAGUAAGCCGAGUAUAUAAUGUUGAAGGACAAGAUAUGACACAGUUCCCAACUUUCACUUGGACUGAUCCAACAUUAGAUGCUGUAAGUGUGAAAAUUGAAGCAUCAGCCGCUGCUGAGGCAGAAGCAGCAGCUGAAGAGGCCGGUGAUGAAGACUCAAAUGUUCCUUAUUUUGAUAUUUAAAUAGGAAACAACUUAGGAAACAAAUUAUCUUUUUCUUUUGAUAUAGUUUUGUUGAAAUGAGUGAAACAUCCAAAUAAAAGGAACAGUUUUGUAUUUCUUUUGGGAGAGAAUCCUUAAAGGAGUUGUAGAAAGUCUAUGUUCAAUCACAGGUGUUGGUGUUUCAUGUUAAUUACAAAAUAAAUGAAUUUUACAUUAA